Messenger RNA from Brassica rapa (field mustard), 8505 nucleotides. RefSeq names its product phosphoinositide phospholipase C 6. Gene Ontology annotation, molecular function: phosphatidylinositol-4,5-bisphosphate phospholipase C activity. Lineage: Eukaryota; Viridiplantae; Streptophyta; Magnoliopsida; Brassicales; Brassicaceae. Gene Ontology annotation, cellular component: plasma membrane. Gene Ontology annotation, biological process: lipid metabolic process; release of sequestered calcium ion into cytosol; phosphatidylinositol-mediated signaling. The record is from RefSeq and is a predicted model, not a curated record.
AUGUCUCUUCCGUUUGAGAAGUUAUGGUUUUGGUCAACAAACCGUUUAACCAAUGGUGGCUUAGGCCAUUUACACCAAAAAACACCAAUUUUGGUAUAAUUCCAUCUCAAACAAAACACUAAAAUUGAUACUAUCCCAUUAAAUUUGAUGUAAUAUUAUUCAUCACACCAAAUAUAUGCAUAUUUUAUUAUGUUUCAUUUAAUAAUAUAACGAGACUCAAACUUAAUCCACACUUGAUGAUUUAAGUUACAUAACUAAGUUUGAGUCUCGCCACAAAUUUUUAAGUCCACACAUGGCGCUUUAAGUCAUAUAACUAAGUUUGAAUCUUGCUACAAAUCUUUAAGUCCACACCUGGCGCGCUUUAAGUCACAUAACUAAGUUUGAGUCUCACCGCAAAUUUUUAAGUCUACACCUAAUGCUUUAAGUCACAUAACUAAAUUUGAAUCUCGCUACAAAUUUUUAAAUCCACACCUGACGCUUUAAGUCACAUAACUAAAUUUGAUUCUCGCUACAAAUUUUUAAGUCCACACCUGACGCUUUAAGUCAUAUAACUAAGUUUGAGUUUGGCUAAGUUGUUUAUCAUACUCACACAGUAUACGAACAUGCCUACCUUACCAUACUUUAUGGUUGUAAUUAUUUUGAACGUAUCUUCCGUACCUUUGGUACUAUGAUGCAGUUAGAAUCACAUUUGCAUAUAAUCAGAUGAAAAUGUUUUAUAGUCAUCUACUUGCCAAAACAGUGACAAUCUACAUUAUGUACAAAGCAAAUCAAAUCCUUAAUCUUAGGUGAUGACUGGAUAAAUGAAAUUAAAAGAAAAAAGUACUCCAAAUAUGAAUUGUAUGGAUCAUGGAAGCAACACUUCAGGACAUAUCUAAUAUAAUGUAAAUCAUAUAUUUUUAGACUAAUACUACAAAUUUUUUUCUAAAUAAAACUUAUAAAAAAAACAAUUUCUACCUGAAAAGAGUAGAAAAAGAAGAGAAAUAACCUUUUACUAAAUAAAAGAGUCAAGACUAAAAUUAAGAUACUCUCUUAUUAGUAAUUUUAACAUAUUUUCUCCCAAAUAAUAAAGAAUGAUACUUCAUACAAAAAUGAUUUUCUUUCAUGAAAACAGUUUUUUUUUAAAGAAUCAAAAAGACUAGAAAGAAAAGAAAAAAUAGAUUACAAAAAGUCAAACGAUCCCGCUUCAAAGCCUCCUCUUUUAUAGGAAACUCUUCUUCUCCCUCAUCAUCAACCACCAAAUCCACACAAAUCUCUGUUCUUCGUUUCCGAAGAACAAAGUUUUCUUGACUCGCAAGAAACCCUAAUAGUAAUAAUACUCAAAAAAACUUUUCUUUUUUAUUUUGUAAUUAAAAGUUUAGAUUUUUCACAAUGGGGAAGGAGAAGAAAACAGAGUCAUACGACAAUGGAAGCUACAACUACAAAAUGUUCAAAUGCUUCAACCGCAAAUUCAAGAUCAACGAAGUCCAACCUACAGACGACGUCCGCGACGCCUUCUGCCAGUUCUCCGUCGGCGGAAGCGGCAGAGGAGCCGGAGGCGACGGUGAUUCCAGCGACGACGGCGUUAUGGGGGCAGAGCAGCUCUGUUCUUUCCUCGACGACAACCAAGUCAACUCAGCAACCACCGUCGCCGAGGCUCAACGUUUAAUCGACGAGGUCAUACGACGGCGACACCACGUCACGCGGUUCACACGUCACGGCCUCGACCUAGACGAUUUCUUCAACUUCCUUUUCUACGACGAUCUCAAUCCUCCCAUCACUCCUAACGUGCAUCAAGACAUGUCAGCUCCAUUGUCGCAUUACUUUAUAUACACGGGGCACAACUCGUAUCUCACGGGGAACCAACUAAGCAGCGAUUGUAGCGAAGUCCCUGUGAUCAAAGCUUUGCAAAGAGGAGUUCGUGUCAUUGAGCUUGAUCUUUGGCCUAACUCUACUGGAACAGAUAUCAAUGUUCUUCACGGAAGAACGCUCACGACCCCUGUACCGCUGAUCACAUGCUUGAAAUCGAUAAGAGAUCAUGCGUUUUCAAGCUCGCCUUAUCCGGUUAUCAUCACCUUAGAGGAUCAUCUUACUGCUGAUCUUCAAGCCAAAGUGGCUGAGAUGGCUACGCAGAUAUUUGGACAAAUGUUGUAUUACCCUGAAUCAGAAAGCUUAGAAGAGUUUCCUUCUCCUGCUUCACUGCUUCAUCGGAUAAUCAUCUCAACUAAACCACCUAAAGAGUAUCUUGAGUCAAGAAACCCUAUUGGUAAACAAAAGGAGAAUGGUAAUGUAUCUCCAUCUUCAGAGGAGGAAACGCCUGGAACUGAGGAGAUUCAGACACUAGAAAGUAUAUUGUUUUACCAAGAUUGUGACAACAAGAGUGAUAGUGAUCAAGAGGAAGAAGAAGCGAGUGAAGAUCAGAAACCAGCAUAUAAAAGGUUGAUCACUAUUCAUGCUGGGAAACCAAAGGGAACGGUGAAGGAAGAGAUGAAAGUUGUGGUUGACAAAGUGAGACGUUUGAGUUUAAGUGAGCAAGAACUUGACAGGACUUGUUCAUCCAACAGUCAAGAUGUUGUAAGGUUUACACAGAAGAAUUUGCUUAGGAUAUACCCUAAAGGGACAAGGUUUAACUCCUCAAACUACAAACCACUUAUUGGUUGGACUCAUGGAGCACAAAUGAUUGCAUUCAAUAUGCAGGGAUAUGGGAGAUCUCUGUGGUUGAUGCACGGUAUGUUUAGAGCCAAUGGAGGUUGUGGAUAUGUCAAGAAACCUAACUUCUUGAUGAAGAAAGGGUUUCAUGACGAAGUCUUUGACCCUAAGAAGAAACUUCAUGUUAAAGAAACGUUAAAGGUGAAAGUAUAUAUGGGAGACGGAUGGCGUCUGGACUUCAGUCACACUCAUUUUGAUACAUAUUCUCCUCCUGAUUUCUACACUAAGGUGUUCAUAGUGGGUGUACCAGCAGAUAACGCAAAAAGGAAGACAAGAGUAAUAGAAGACAAUUGGUAUCCAAUUUGGGAUGAGGAGUUCAGUUUCCCAUUAACAGUUCCAGAGCUUGCAUUGCUUAGGAUCGAAGUCAGAGAGUAUGAUAUGUCUGAUAAGGAUGAUUUUGGUGGACAAACAUGCUUACCUGUAUCAGAAUUAAGACCCGGGAUUCGAUCUGUGCCUUUGUAUGAUAAGAAGGGUGAGAAAAUGAAGUCAGUACGGCUUCUAAUGCGUUUCAUCUUCGAAUGAUUUGGAUUAAUAGAGAUGGAUGUGUUUUGAGAGAAGCUGAACACCAGUGUAAUAGAAAGCUGUUGAGGUAUUGUAUAAUGUAGCUUGAAGAUCAAAUGGAUCUUUGCUCUGAUAUCUCCAAUAGUGUUUCAAACAUAUCGUAUUGAAGAACAUUUAAUUAUAUAGUCUACAAUUUUUUUUACAAUAUGUAAAAUAUAAUGUAAGAAGAUCCAUACUUGGAUUGAAUUCAUUCAUAACUGAGAUGUAUAGAAUUUUACAACAGUGUGAUGGAUAUUCAGCUUAUAUUCUAUUCGUCAUCUUCUUUGUUAAGUUAUUUGUUUUUCUACAAAAUCUCCAAAUUCAUCUUUAUAUAACAUUACGUAUCUGUAUCUCUCAACUUCAAGCAGUUCUUUAUACCAAAAACUUCAAUAAAAUAUAAUUCAAGGGGAUACUUUUGCUGGUCUAACCAGCUUGGUUGUUAAUAUUAUAUAUACUGUUAUUAAUAAUAAUGAUAGACAAGAUAAAACAUUAUUUGAAAUUUAGGGAUUAGGGAAUAUAAGAAACCUUUUGUACUUUAAGAAACAGUUUCUUAGUUAAAAAUUAAGAAACAGUUUCUUAUAUUCCCAUAAGAACCCCGCCCUAAAAAACUCUGAAUAAUGAUGCUCUUAGAUCAUGAUGAACCUCAAUCUUUUAAUUAGGAUUCUUAGAUUCGAUAAAAAGCAGUUUUUAAUUUUUCUUAGAUUUUAACUAAGAAAAACUAAAAACGUCUUUUAAAUAAGAGAUAUAAGAGUUAUCUAUAAGAGUUAUCUCUUAGCCAAAAAAUGUAAAAAAACAAAAAUCAAAUCAUUAGUUAAGAAUUCUGGCUAAGAAACCGGAGUUAAUCAUGCGCUAAAUGCCAAACGAGUGUUGAAUAACUUAAAUGUUUGGCACAAUUUACCAAAUAUGAACAGACACAUAAGAAAAAGGAGAGAACAUAAGUGUACUAUACUAUAAAUGGGAAAAGUGAAAAAAUACUAGGUCGACGUGGUGGAGCAUGAGAGAGAUGAUAUGUAAUUUGUUCUUUAGGGCCCGUGAUUCUAGGGUCCCCGUGAUUGUAUAUCAACAGUCUUGAUUCUGCGUAGUGCGUUUGGCCUUUGUUAUUGGUGUCUUGUCCAGAGCGGGUCCUGAGAUUAACGUAUUCACUUAAGACCACAAUCGAAAAGAGAAAAAGUGGCUGGUUUUAUACAUUUUUUCAGAAAAAUUGGCUGUUUUAAAAGCUAUAUUUUCCAGUGAAAUUGGUGGCCGCAAGCGGUUGCUUGCUUUGCUUUGCCUUAAGGCCGUCUCUGGUCUUGUCUCUGUCUCUCUCCAUCUGUCUCCCUCUCAGAUUAAGAACAACGUGUGAUUACCCACCCUCUCCCACCCAAAUAAGUAGUGGUCCGCUGUCCGCAUGGUUACAGUCAAGUAGUAGGCGAGAUCUAGAAAUGUUCUAAAACACUUCUUCCAAGAUUUGAAUUUUUCAUCGAAACAAAAAUUACAGUUAUGUGGAACUUAGAUUUCGGCCUAAACAAUUUAUCUGGUAAUUUGCUAAUAGAUAAUCAAACAUUAGAUGAUUUAGCUAUCCUAAACAGUAGUCAGAAAGCAUUCUAAAUUUGGAUAAGACAAUGUAAUUACUUUCCAGAGAAAAGUUCAAUAUGUAAUAUUAAGUGUUUUUCUACCAGAAUUGAUCAAAUCAGCCUAUCAGAAAAAAAGAGAAUAGUAGUCCACUCUAAUCUUUACUACAGCUGUAAUUAACCGUUAUGUAUUGGAAUAUCUCAAUAUCCUUAUGCUUCUUUCAACAACAAAAAUACAAUUUGAUAGUUUUCUUACUGUGGUUUCAGAAUAGUAUGGGUUAAAUAAUUAUACGGGAUUUUUACACAAUUUUAAAAUACUACUAUAGAGUCUGGAGUCGACAUUCUUUGGUUAUAUAUGUUGGCCAUCCGUAUACAAAACUUAGAGAAAAAUUGUUCACGUCUCUUUCUUGUAUGUACAUCUUUUAAAUAUUUGAGAUGAAUGAUAAACCUAUUGUUUUAUUGUUUAGCUUCAACUUUUUUGUUUGCUUAUUAUUAUUGUGAACAAAUAACGUUGAAGUCCCGUGGCCGUCGGUAUACUUAAACAAGAGACAAACAUAUCUUGCUCCUUUCAGUUAAAAAAAAAACAUAUCUUGCUCCUUCAUGUUUGAUUCGUGAUUUUUUUUUCCAUCUCUUUUUAGAGAGCUUAGUUUGUAAAUUAGAUACUAAAGACAUGCAAUGCUAUUAGUUUCUUCAGAUUCUAUAAUUGCAACAAAAUUGCAACGUUACAUAUAAUGGAAACUUCAUCAUUUCUAUAAUAUAAUAUUAUCUCGCAUUGUCCCCCACCCUCCCUAAUGGAUUGAAUGACCCUUCAAAUCUCAACUUUUCAAAAUGUCACUCUUUGCUCUCUUUUGUUUUGUUCAUCAUUUUGAUCUUUUUAAUUUGUCUUUUUAUAGGUGUUAUAAUUAUGUUGUCGUCUGAUCACAAUAAUAUCUUAUGAUAACAUACGCGCAUGUGCGGAGUGAGUUUUUAUACUAAUAUUUGUUUAUUAAAUAGUUAUAACAUUUUGCAACACUAUGAUAUUUAUCGAUGGUAAAAUGACGAAUACAAAAAUUACAUUAGCUCAUCCGAAAAUUAAGAAAACAAAAAGAAAACAAAGACACUUACCACUAGUUAACUACAAAUUGGACAAUAACUCAAAGUCCUUGUAUAUUCAGUUAGACCGGACGAGAUCCAUAUUGAUAGCCAACUAUGAUGGUAAUCAUAGAAUAAAUUAACAUAGUUUUAUCAUGCUUGUUUACUCUCUUUUUUUUCAAAUAGAUAUUGAUGCAGUUUACAUGAUUAUAUAUAUUAAAGAUUUGAUGUGAUGCGCAUUACAAGAAAAAUGUGUCAAUUAAAGGUUGAUGUACCAACUAAAGAUGAAUAAAACAUUAGAGGUCACCACACCCAUUAACAAGCGACACAGUUGAAGAUGUAAUAUAUAACAAAAGGAAUUGUUGAAUCAAACUCAAUUAGUGACAUGGGGUCCACUCUUCAUUUAUUUGAUCUUUUCAACAACACUUCUUAUAUCUUAUAUUGAUUAAAUUUGCACCAUUUACAUAUGCUUUUCGAUUAGUCAUAUGCUAGCCUUUCACUGUCGGUUAAACGAUGAUUUUAAAGAGAUACGUUUGGACUUGAACAUUAGAUUCGACGACAUUAUAGUUGAGUCAUAGUCAACUCCUAGAGCAUCUCCAAUGGUUAGUUUUAUUUUUAUCUUCAAAAGUUCACUUUCUUCAAAAUUAAAUAAAAAAUGAAGUAACAUUCACUCCAAUAGUUUGCUUCAUUUUUUUUUUGAAAAAAAUAUAUUCCAAGUAUAGUUUAUCUCCACUUUAUCAUUAAUUACUAAUCAAUCUUUAUACUUUUUCAUAUUUACUAAUUUUAUCUAACUAUUUUGUUUUAACAAUAAUCCAACACAAUUAUUAUUUAAUAUAAAUUACAUUAUCAUAUAAUAAAUUUAUAACAUAACAUUUUUAAACAAACAUAAAAUAUCAUAUUUUGUAAAAAAAAGACCAUACAUAUUUUUUUUCCUAUGUGAUUAACAAAAGUGUUUAUAAGUAAAAGAUGAGAUUAUUUAUCUUCGAUUUUUUUUAAUACAGUUGAAUGUUCGUAAAAAUGGAUAUUCAUAUGGUCUUCGAUAUAAACAUCUGAUUAGAUGAAAAUAAUAGUCAAAAAUUUGAUAUUUAUUGGAUAAUAUUAACGUAUAUAAUUUAUUUUGUAAAAUAUAAGAAUAAAUAAAAGUUAAGAACUAAUUUACAAUAUAUAAAGUUUAUCUUUAAAAAUGAAGAUAUACACAGUAGAUCUUUAAAUUUGAAAUAACAUUAUUCACCGCUUAAUUUUGAAGCCAAAAAUGAAGUAAGGUUGGACCAAAUAUUACUUGAAGUAGGAUAGGAGAUGGUAUUACACUCUAGGCCAAUGGAGUGACAAUAUUAAUGAUUUUAUUAUUAAAAUGAUCGUAAUCAUGGUGCCUAUAGAUAAUAUAAAAAUUGACUGGAUGAUUAUACCAUAUAACAAAUUCAAUAGAACAGAAAUACAACAGAUUUGUGAUAGGUUUUGAAUGCAUGAAAAGACUACUGCUACCCCUCAGCUAAGCUAUGAGAAGGCAACAUAAAACACUAUUUUAUCAUGUAUAUAAUGAAAAUACCAUCAUUUAAACACUUUGAACAUGUUUUUUUCUAACUCAGUUAGACUUUUACUGACUAAAAUGGAAUUGAUUCUAACAGCCAAACAAAGUGUUGAACAACGAGAGAAGAAAAAAACAAAGACUAGUUAAGAUUGUAUUUCAGUCAAGUUUACGUUAUAAUUCCAAAAUACUUAUAAUAUCGAUAAUUUUUGAUAAAUGGAAUUAUUUAGUUUUUUUUAAUGAAUCAUGAGUAGCAUGAUUUCGAUAAAUUUGUCUCUGUCCAAUGUAGUUUUAAAUUUUGAGUUUAAGAUAAUAAAAAAAAGAAAAUCAAAUAGUAGAUUUUUCAAAUUUUACUUCAUGUUGUAUUAUAUUCAAUUUGAAAAAAAAAGCCAGCUUCAUGUUUCACAAAAACAUUUUUAUUUAAUAUUUCAAUAAGUUUUUGUUAGUCAUUUUCUACUAGUGUCUGGGUGGAAAACGUCAACGAGGGGGAUAUUGGUUCCCUAAAAAAGAAACCUUCACUUUUAUUGAAAAAUAUAUCAUGUGACACAUUCAUUGAUAUGUAAAAAGCUGUCCUAUGUUAACUUAUAUGAUUGUGAAAAUAGAAUCAUUGUUUUACUUUCAGUGGUAAUGCUGCAUACAUGUAAUAUAAAUAUUGCAUCAAAUAUGAAUGGUUUUGCCACAUGUAAAUUUGUAUGAUUUAACUGAAAUUCAUAUGUUUUAGCUGAUAUCCGUUUCAGACUAUUUCAUAAAAUGUUGUCUCAGUAAUUUAUUAGAGACUAUAUUUGAGAAUUUUUUUUGUUAAAAUGUGACAAGGAGAAAUAUGUAACACAGCCGAGGGGCGUGAGUCAACAAAAAAUCGAAUAAAAAAAAAACUGAGUAUACAAAGAAGAGAGGAGAUUUGUGAGAGAAGAAACAUCGUUAAUUUUUUUUUUUUGAUGUUAGUCUCUGAUACCUUGACAAAUUUGAAUUGGGAAAACUUAACCUUGUACUCCUUUGGAUCCUUAGAACUUAAACUUAUAUAUUACAUACAAAGUAGACCUAAAGAAAAAAAGUAUACCUAAAAGGUAUCUUUAAAUCGAAAUGAAACUUGAUAAAAAAAAAAUCAAAAUGAAACAUAUACAAAAUAUAUACUUA